Molecule: messenger RNA, 1434 nt
Organism: Sodiomyces alkalinus F11
Lineage: Eukaryota; Fungi; Ascomycota; Sordariomycetes; Glomerellales; Plectosphaerellaceae
Product: nucleolysin TIA-1
Exons: 5
Coding region: 1-1434 (477 amino acids)
Molecular function (GO): RNA binding
Source: RefSeq, a predicted model, not a curated record
AUGGCCGACACUUCCGCGAACGCAGCUCAGCUGCCACCUCCUCAGCCCAAUCAAGGAGCUCCCGGCUACGAGAACGGCCAGAAGCCCCCUCCGCCCCUCCACAUCCCGCAGAACACCAAGCCAAUCCCAACUGCUAUCACGUCGCCAAUGUCUGGUGUAGAGAAUGUUAUGUCUCCCGGCGGCAGCGUAACCGGGUUCGGUCGUCGAUCCGCGCCUGAGCCGAACAAGCGAGCCCUGUAUGUCGGUGGCCUAGACCAGCGCGUUACCGAGGAUGUUUUGCGCCAGAUCUUCGAAACCACGGGCCAUGUCCAGAACGUUAAGAUCAUCCCUGACAAGAACCAAAGGGGAUACAACUAUGGGUUUGUCGAGUACGAUGAUCCGGGCGCAGCUGAGAGAGCCAUGCAGACCCUCAAUGGGAGACGCGUUCACCAGUCGGAAAUUCGCGUCAACUGGGCCUAUCAGUCGAAUACAACGAGCAAGGAGGAUACUUCGAACCACUUCCAUAUUUUCGUUGGCGAUCUCUCGAACGAGGUGAACGACGAUCUUCUGCACCAGGCCUUCUCCGCGUUUGGAACCGUCUCCGAGGCUCGCGUCAUGUGGGAUAUGAAAACUGGCCGAUCCCGGGGCUACGGAUUCGUCGCAUUCCGUGAUCGGCCUGAUGCCGAGAAGGCAUUGAGCUCUAUGGACGGAGAGUGGCUCGGCUCGCGGGCUAUUCGCUGCAACUGGGCCAACCAGAAGGGCCAGCCCUCCAUUGCCCAACAGCAUGCCAUGCAGGCCAUGGGAAUGACCCCAACUACGCCCUUCGGACAUCAUCAAUUCCCCGCCAACGGUAUGGGCAGCUAUGAGGUGGUCCUAGCUCAGACCCCGAGCUGGCAGACAACUUGCUAUGUUGGCAAUCUUACUCCCUACACCAGCCCGCCUGAUGUUGUGCCGCUGUUUCAAAACUUUGGCUACGUUGUCGAAUCUCGUUUCCAGGCGGACCGAGGCUUUGCGUUUAUCAAGAUGGAAAGUCACGAGGCCGCUGCCAUGGCCAUCUGCCAAAUGAACGGCUAUAACGUCAAUGGCCGUCCCUUGAAGUGCAGUUGGGGAAAGGACAAGACCCCGAACUCGGCCACCUUCGAUCCCUCGCAGCAGGGCUACAGCCCCCAAAGUGCGUCAGCUCAGACCUAUCCAGGUACACCCACUACGUACUUCCCGCAGUACGGCAGCCAAUAUAGCGGACAACCUGGGAACUACGGGGGCCCGGCUGCCCAAUCCCCUGCUGGCUACGGUCCUCAGUCGAUGGGCUACGGUGGUCCCCAAAGUGCUGGAGGCUAUGGUCGCGGUCAACAGCCGCCCGGUAACCAGUGGUCUCAGGGACCUCAGGGGCCCCAGGGAGCCCAGGGAAACCAGGGCCAAUCCUAUAAUAACGGUUAUAGCGGCUACCAGGGGUGA